CACAAAUCAACAAAGUGGUUCAAAUGCAAGCAAACUGCAGGAUUAAGUGCAAAUAUUUCGAGGUUAAGCUUUUCAAAGUUUCCUUUGAAAGUCAUGUUCUUACUUUCAUGUAAGUUCUAGGGUAUUUAUAAAAAAGAUAAAAAAGUAAACAAUAAAAGUCUCACAAUAUGCGCUCUCAAAUGAGCAAUUUCUUAGAUUUAACUACUCGCACUGUUUGGUACAACUUGAAGUAGUACUUGCAGUUUGUGACAUGUGAUACAUUAUAACAAAAACAAUACUUAUAACCAUGACAGCCUUAGCUCAUCUUCGAAGAGGAUCUUCUGGAACUCAGCAGUUAUUCAAGUUACAGUCUGCAUGUGCAUUUUUUCAAUGCCAUGAGUCAAGUUUUGUACCAAAACGCGUUCUCAUUUUUAAAAAAAUUUCAAGAUAUCAGAUUGAAAAAAAUUCCAAUCCUCAAUUAAAUGAAAGUGAAUUGAAACACAAACUUGUUUCUGGAGGUGCUAAUUAUGAUGCUAUUAAAGCUGUUCACUAUCGAACCAAAGAAACUGAGCUGAGAGUUGUCAAAGCAUUAGCUGACCUCGACAUUAGCUUUAAAAUAAGAAACAGGUAUAAUGUAGAUGUCGACAUUAUUGCAUGGGCAGACUUAAUUUUACCUAUUGGAGGUGAUGGCACAUUUCUUAUGGCUUCUAAUUUGAUUAGGAACAAUACCAAGCCAAUAAUAGGUAUUAACUCUGAUCCCGAAUUCUCAGAAGGAUUUUUAAUGUUGCCAUCAAAGUACACAAAUUUAAUUGAUGAAAUAUUUGAAAAACUCAAAUCUGGACACUUUAAACAUCUUAUGAGAAGCAGAAUCAGAACAACUCUACACGGAGAGGACAUAUGGCAGGUGCCUUUUCACUUACAUGACAAAAAUUCAUCUAGCCCUCAAGAAAAAUUUUAUGAAUCUCAUCACAACUUAAUAAAACCAAAGGGAGAUCUACCCAAAAGUAGGCAUUUACCUUGGCUGGCGUUAAAUGAAGUUUUCAUUGGAGAGUCCUUGUCAGCGAAGAUAAGUAUUUUACACAUACAUCUUGGCAAUGAAAAUAUUCAGAAAGUCAAAUGUUCUGGAAUGUGCAUAACCACCGGUACAGGCUCUAGCUCAUGGUACAGAGCAAUCAACUAUUUAAAUCCCCAAACAGUUGAAGAUGUAUUGCGAAUGGCUGGCUGCAAAGAUAAUUACAGCAGUGAAGACGUGAAAAAAAUUUGCUCCGAUUUCAAUGCUCAACUUCAAUAUCCUGCAGAACAGCCAAUACUUAGCUACGUCAUUCGCGAUAUGAUAAUUAAUCAAGUUUGGCCAUCAUCAGACUGUUUACUUCCUCGUGGUUUUUGCAAUACGAUAUCUGUGCGCUCUCAAUGCUCUGACGGUGAACUCGUCAUUGAUGGUGGUAUCGCUGUACAUUGGAAUAUUGGCACAAUGGCUGUAUUCGAGAUCCUGGAGCAAGAUGCUCUUAAAAAUAUCACUCUCUUAGACUAAGUCAUAAAAAAUUUAUUUAUAUUGGAAUGUAAUUAAAUUUGAUGCUGUAAACAUUCCAUAACAGUUAAUUGAAUAUACAUAAUUCAAGUUCUACCCUUAAA
Messenger RNA from Copidosoma floridanum, 1611 nucleotides. RefSeq names its product NAD kinase 2, mitochondrial. Gene Ontology annotation, cellular component: mitochondrion. Gene Ontology annotation, molecular function: NAD+ kinase activity. Lineage: Eukaryota; Metazoa; Arthropoda; Insecta; Hymenoptera; Encyrtidae. The record is from RefSeq and is a predicted model, not a curated record. Gene Ontology annotation, biological process: NADP+ biosynthetic process; NAD+ metabolic process.